Messenger RNA from Ctenocephalides felis (cat flea), 234 nucleotides. RefSeq names its product calmodulin-like. Bases 1 to 234 code for a protein of 77 amino acids. The transcript has 2 exons. The record is from RefSeq and is a predicted model, not a curated record. Gene Ontology annotation, molecular function: enzyme regulator activity; calcium ion binding. Lineage: Eukaryota; Metazoa; Arthropoda; Insecta; Siphonaptera; Pulicidae.
AUGUUGAUAAUUGGUACCGUAGCCAACACAGAAGAAGAAGUACGGGAAGCUUUCCGGGUUUUCGACCGUGCCGGAAAUGGUAUAAUUUCUGCGGCAGAACUUCGGCACAUUAUGACCAAUUUGGGCGAAAAGUUGACCCAAGAAGAAGUUGAUGAAAUGAUUAGAGAAGCCGAUAUCGAUGGCGAUGGACAGAUUAAUUAUGAAGAAUUCGUUACUAUGAUGAUGGCCAAAUAA